ACAAAAGGCUUCCAGUUCUGUGUAUUGGAAGAUGAGCCGGCAUUUUCUUGCGUUAAAUGCAAGGGAGAGCUCUGCACGUGACUCCAGACAACCAAAGAGAAGUUACUGAGAGCUUGCCUGCAGGCACGAAGGAGAAUGAAGAAGACUGGAUGAUGACUACUGAACGAUACUUGAGAGAGAGAAAAAAAAGAGAGAGAACAAAAGGUCGGCGUGUCUAGUGGAUAUGUGGAAUAGCAAAGUGAAGGAUAAGAAUGCAUUCCACGCCCUGAGAAAAGGGAAGUCACCCUUAUGUAUUCCCAGUGAACAAUGCACGUGGGCCUUGGGGGCUAUUAUUUAUAAACCAUCUCGGAGGCCUUCACUCAACAGAGCGAUACCUGCAGAGAUGCGAUGCUGGAACGAGACACGUAACCCUCAAUUACUUAUACCCUCGUUGUAGGCGUUAAUCGACCAUUGCAUUAAAAAAAAUCUGCAAAGGAAAAAGUUAAUCUAGUUUCUGGCAUAUUCGAAUGGAUGGAUGUUAUUAUUUCAAAUUUUGUGAGGACGUGCAAGGAAUUCAUCAAGAAAGUUCUCUGAAUCUUCAGUUGAAAGUGUGACAAAACAUUAAAUACUCUUUGAUCGUGAAGGAAGAGGUAGCCUCAGUUGAAGUAAUCUUUGACCAGAUGGAGGCCAAAAAGAUCAAGAAAACUGACCGCCACGUGUCAACCAAGCUACAGCCAAAGACAGUCGUUAAAGACAGGAAGAGAACUACGUCCUCGCAAUCCUCUUCGUCACGGCGUCCCUCACAGCAGAGGUCAAAGGCUAAGCCGCAGCCCGUACCAUCCGGGAGCAAUGCGGCGCGGGAACGUUCUCGAGUGAAGACGUUGCGGAUGGCCUUUAUGGACCUGCAGCGCUCCCUGCCGGCCGUGCCGCGCGACACCAAACUCUCCAAGCUGGACGUCCUUGUGCUGGCCACCACCUACAUCGCGCACCUGACUCGCGCCCUCUCCUGUCCGACUGCAGCAGUCCCUGGACAUCAGGCGACAGGUCACGGCGACCCCACUCCGACCCCGAAACGAAGGGGUCAUCGACCUGGCUGCGCAGGCUCCGGGUAUGAGAUGAGAAAGCACGGCGAGAAAGCAGCGGCAGCAGGGUGUGGCAUGAUUGGGUGUGCGCCUGCAGUCCCAUCGGGUGGCCGUCUGGCAGACACACACACCCAGGAUGAACCUACCCGGUCCGGUAGCAGCUGCCACCCUGUGUCUUCUCUGCGAGCUGACGGCUUUCUACAUCCGGUCAAAGUAAGAAUCAACUUCUGGUCAUAUUUUUUUACUAGCCGUUUGCCACAUAUAUCCCUUCCAUGAAUGACAACUGACUAGCUUUAUUAAUUCCAGUGGGCAAUUAAACCUGGGAAGUGUGCUCAGUUAUACAAAAAUAAAGACAAAACAAGGGCUGAUUACAAGGAUAAGGCUAGUGGUGCAUCACAUAAAAGAUAACAACACACAAUGCUACAUCCAGACCAUUCUUAAUAAACACCCACAAAAUCACACAUCCAAGUAACAAUUUAUUUGUGGUUUAGCAGCUGGACUGUAGAAGUUGUGGUUUAGCAGCUGGACUGUAGAAGUUGUGGUUUAGCAGCUGGACUGUAGAAGGUACAAACGAUUUCAAGUGCAUGUUAAUUCUGCAUACAGGUAUAGCAUAACGUUUAACGGAGCUCAGUAAAACAAAUUCUCCGGCUAGUAUACAUUCUGAUAUGGACUAAAUACUGAACGCCUUCCUGACAAUUUGCUGACCACAAAAGGAAGCUACACCCCUAUGCUUGACACCAAUUAGCUUAGAACAUAUAUUGACAAUAUUGUUCAAAUUGUUCUUAUCAUAGACAGUACAACCAGCAUAUGAAAUAAAAAAAGAUAAAAAAAACAUUUAACGAAUGACUGAUAAAGAAAAGACUUUAAACUUCAAAAAAGUUUACUUUAAAGACCAACUGAAAAACUGUUUAGCAAAGAAGGUACACUAUGAUGACCACGUACCCAGGCAGGUACCUUCAGGUGUCAACAAUCUCAACAUGUCUGUUGUAAAUUAUUGUGCAUUAACAACCACCUUUUAUUUUCCUAAGGUCUAUGCUCAUCUCUUAACUACAUUUAGUUCCAGAAAGUUCUUAUCAUACCAACAUAUAAAUUUGGAUAAUGAAUUGCCAUAUUCUUGCUUUGUGCCAGCAACAUAUUUAAUAAUGCGGUAUCAUAUGAGAAUUUAACAGUGUAACUAUUCUCCUCAGUUCUUCUGUAGCUGUCCACAUACAUGAUACACAACAAGAGUAAAGGAAGAAGCCUUGCAGAGAUCCAGUGCUUGUAAUAACAUCAGAAUAAUGACCAUUUACAAAAACCCUUUGAUGUCUGCAAGUAAAAAAAUCCAAUAUCCACAAAACCAAUUAAUGUUCGAGAUUAAAAUCAGACAAGUCUCUGUGCUAGCAAGUAUGGUUGUACUGUUUUCGAUGCAGAACUAUAAUCAGCUAAAAGCAGUAUAGAUUAUACCUUUGGGUUUUUUCCAAAUGCUUAUACAAUGUAAACAAAAUAAACAGCGAGGAAUCUUAACCCUGCCCUGUCUUGUAAGGAAAUUGCAGUGGCUCCAAUCUUCUCCCUACAGAUGUUAUGAUAAGAUCAUAAAAUGUCACUAAAUCAAAUGAGAGUGGAGCCCAGUGUCUAAAGCUUAACUGAUCACUUCUUUUCAAAAAUCACUCCCCUCUACCCACCACCCUCUUCUCUUGUAUUUGCUGAGACUAGCUAAAAUCAGCACCUGCAAAGAUUGAAUAGAAUUCCAACAAAAUUGUUGCUGCAAAGUGCAGAACAAGUUCUUAAAAUUCAUUUCAAUCAACUUCAUGAAACUGCCCUAAGCUGGUAAGUUUUUAGGCAUUAAUUAGUGCUAAGAAAAGGACUCUUCACUUUAUCCUUUUUUUCAUUUGGUAUGGUCUCGCAUU
Messenger RNA from Pomacea canaliculata, 2947 nucleotides. Its product is annotated as transcription factor 23-like. The record is from RefSeq and is a predicted model, not a curated record. NCBI's taxonomy places the organism in Eukaryota, Metazoa, Mollusca, Gastropoda, Architaenioglossa, Ampullariidae. The transcript has a single exon. Bases 660 to 1337 code for a protein of 225 amino acids. Gene Ontology annotation, biological process: regulation of transcription by RNA polymerase II; developmental process. Gene Ontology annotation, molecular function: protein dimerization activity; DNA-binding transcription factor activity, RNA polymerase II-specific; RNA polymerase II transcription regulatory region sequence-specific DNA binding.